AUGGCCGCUGUCCAGGGAGCUAUUUCGAAGCGCCGCAAGUUCGUCGCCGACGGUGUCUUCUAUGCCGAGUUGAACGAGUUCUUCCAGCGCGAGCUGGCUGAGGAGGGCUACUCUGGUGUUGAAGUCCGUGUCACUCCCACCGUCACCGACAUCAUCAUCCGUGCCACCCACACUCAGGAGGUUCUCGGUGAGCAGGGUCGCCGCAUCCGCGAGCUCACCUCCCUCAUCCAGAAGCGCUUCAAGUUCCCCGAGAACUCCGUCUCCCUCUAUGCCGCCAAGGUCCAGAACCGCGGUCUGUCCGCCGUCGCUCAGUGCGAGUCCCUCCGCUACAAGCUCCUCAACGGUCUGGCCGUCCGCAGAGCCUGCUACGGUGUCCUGAGAUUCAUCAUGGAGAGCGGUGCCAAGGGUUGUGAGGUUGUCGUUUCCGGAAAGCUGCGUGCUGCCCGUGCCAAGUCCAUGAAGUUCACGGACGGUUUCAUGAUCCACUCCGGUCAGCCCGCCAAGGAGUUCAUUGACAGCGCCACCCGUCACGUUCUCCUCCGCCAGGGUGUUCUUGGUAUCAAGGUCAAGAUCAUGCGCGGCUCCGACCCCGAGGGCAAGGCCGGUCCUCAGAAGACCCUCCCUGACUCCGUCACCAUCAUCGAGCCCAAGGAGGAGCAGCCCGUCCUGCAGCCCAUGAGCCAGGACUACGGUGCCAAGGCUCUCGCCGCUCAGCAGCUCGCCGAACAGCAGCGACUUGCUGAGCAGCAGGCCGCUGAAGGCCAGGAGGGUGCCGGUGCGGAGGCUUACGCCCAGGAGUAA
Aspergillus pseudoviridinutans is the source of this 801-nucleotide messenger RNA. RefSeq names its product 40S ribosomal protein uS3. Gene Ontology annotation, biological process: translation. NCBI's taxonomy places the organism in Eukaryota, Fungi, Ascomycota, Eurotiomycetes, Eurotiales, Aspergillaceae. The transcript is spliced from 3 exons. Bases 1 to 801 code for a protein of 266 amino acids. Gene Ontology annotation, cellular component: cytosolic small ribosomal subunit; nucleus. Gene Ontology annotation, molecular function: RNA binding; structural constituent of ribosome. The record is from RefSeq and is a predicted model, not a curated record.